Molecule: messenger RNA, 1746 nt
Organism: Aureobasidium melanogenum CBS 110374
Lineage: Eukaryota; Fungi; Ascomycota; Dothideomycetes; Dothideales; Saccotheciaceae
Exons: 3
Coding region: 1-1746 (581 amino acids)
Biological process (GO): positive regulation of transcription by RNA polymerase II
Cellular component (GO): nucleus
Molecular function (GO): DNA-binding transcription factor activity, RNA polymerase II-specific; zinc ion binding; transcription cis-regulatory region binding
Source: RefSeq, a predicted model, not a curated record
AUGAACGACCAACAUGCACAAAACAGGAGCAGCACUGCGUCACGACCGGGCAGGUCACGGCUUGGAUGUCUGACGUGCAAAAGGAGGAAGGUGCGAUGUAACGAGCAGCGGCCGAGAUGCUCACACUGCGAGCGACUCAAUCUGCAAUGCACGUGGAAGACCAACACAACCAUCGCUCUUGCUGCCGCGCAAAGGCGGCAGACCAACCUGUCAGAGACUUCUGCCUUGAGGGUUCAAGAUGGCAACGUCCCUGGAUCUGUCGCGAGUUCAACAUCGCCGGCCACCACACGUAAUCCUCCUGCUGUUGACAAUUUCUUCGACUAUGCAGGUUUCAUGUUCGACAAUCCCGAAUGGUGGCAGCAGUUUCAGCCUUCCGAGGCGCUUCUACAGAACAACCAGAUCGAUCAAACCCUCGAAGACUUGUUCAGCUCGCCAAGUACGAACUCGCCGUCCUUCACCGUGACCAACAACGAUCAGUUUCUGCUUGACUACUUUGUGCAUAGUACUGUGCCUCCGAUAUUGGCACCCGUCGAGACGCAACAACAAUGGUCGUCAAUGCGACGCCAUCUUCUUGUCAUGGCUAGAGAGUCGUCAAUGGUACGCUCUGCACUUUUGGGCUUCUCCGAUCUACUAUUACGUCGUCGCCGUCAACACCUUUACACAACCAAUUGCGGACAAAGGCACCAUCAAGAAUCAAGUCGCGAGCUGUCUAGAUAUACUGCAAGCACCCAAACGAGUCACCCAAGGCGCGAGCACCUUCUAGCGACUUGUUUCUUUCUGAGCUACGUCGAUAUUCUCGAGGGUCGGACAGAGGCAGCGCAUGGAAGCCUGAAAAUUGCAUACCACAUUUUCGACAAGGGUGAGAAGUCAAGCUUCGGUCCUUUGGAAAUACGUAUUCUUUCCUGGAUCAGGUUGCUUGAUGGCAGGGCUGUCUCGGCAGGUGGUGAGGGCUUGUUCUUGUCUGAUGAUGAGGCGACAGAGAUGCUUGUACAGCCUUCGCCCGCCGGUUUGGAGAAUCUACAGAACGACCUGGACCCGUCAAACGCUGCCGACCAGAGCGCUGAGAUUGAGGAUGCUCUGUUCCAAGCACUUUAUCAACCAGGUGCUGUCUUCUUCCAAAAGGUACAAUCAUUCAUGGGUCGCAUAUCGAAGAUUGAUCCAUGGCAUAGAAGUAGAGGAACAGUGGCAGACGAGACCGAAGUUAUGAUCAUCGCUGCCAAAAUCACCCGGGACCUCGAUAAACUGUUCGACAGCCGACCUCGACUGAUGGACUAUGCGGCCAAAGGUCAAUUGACACCUCAACACCUGAGUUCUCAUCUCUCCCAUACCAUUACCAGAGCUUUUAGAACCUACGCAAGUAAUUUUUACGCAAGCAAAGUGCAUCUUCAUCGAGUUGCAUACAAAACGCUGCCUUUGACUAUGGAGACUGUACUUGCGCUUGCCAAAAUCAAAGAGCUUGCCAAGAUGAUGGUUGAUACGCCUUCAGAAUCAGGCAUUGAAGGUGGUGAACCUCUGCCUGUCAACAUGCUUUGGCCGCUGCUCAUGCUCGGAUCAGAAGAGGGAGAUUCUCAUGAACGAUUCUGGAUCAGAAAUCAGAUAUGCAGGAUGCAAGAAGUAGCCACGAACGCAGAGAUGACAGCACAAGUUCUGGAUGAGGUUCAGAAGAUGCAGGAUUUGACGAAGACAAGAGUUGACAUUCGCAGUAUCAUGCAUAAGAUCUUUGAUGCAUGCUUUGCGAUCGUGUGA